AUUUCCCAUACCAGCGUUGCCUACACCUCUAUCUAUUCAUCUUACUAGAGCUAGCUUUACGUUCCUUGCCAUAGGGCAUUCUUCUUACAGAAAGUAAGAUCUCAUAAAGCUCUGAUAACUCUCUUUCCAGGUUUCCAUUUUCUUUGUUCUGCAACUUUCUUUUUAACUUUUCCACAAAAAAAAAGCUAGUUACUAAGUUUCCAAUGGCUUCCACUAGCUCCGAAACACCUUCUUUAUCAUUGUCAUCAUCUUCUUCUUCAAUUCCUGGUUCAAACUACGAUGUUUUUCUCAGUUUUCGGGGUGAGGACACCCGCCAUAGCUUUACAGACCAUUUAUAUGUGGCAUUUAGAUCGAAAGGCAUUGAAGCCUUUAGAGACAGUGAAAAACUCCAACUAGGACAAGAAAUUGGUUCUGAGCUCAUACAAGCAAUAGAAAAAUCCCAGUAUGCAAUCGUUGUUUUCUCAGAAAAAUAUGCCGAUUCUAGGUGGUGCUUGGAUGAACUUGCCAAAAUUGUUGAAUGCAGAAAAAAUAAGGGACUUAAAGUGGUGCCCGUCUUUUACCGUGUAGAUCCCUCCAACGUGCGGAAGCAGACUGGGCCGUUUGGAAAAGCCUUUGCCGAACAUAAUAAAGAUGACAGAAUCGACGGAAAGAAGAUCCAGAAAUGGAAGGAUGCUCUGACAGAAGUGGGGAAUUUAUCUGGCGAGCAUAUUAUUUUACAUCAAAGCUCUGAGGCAAAAGUUAUCCAAAACAUUGUGCAGUGGGUAUCAAAUAACUUGAGUUAUAAAAUCGAAACUAAUGAACUAGUUGGAAUAAGUUCCCGAACUGAGGAUUUGAAGUUACAUUUAGCUUUAGAGUCAAAUGAUGUUCGCUUUAUAGGAAUUUGGGGGAUGGGAGGAAUGGGUAAAACAACUCUAGCAAAAUUUGUUUAUUACAAGUUUUCUGAUCAAUUUGAAGCUAGUAGUUUUAUUCAUGAUGUUAGGACGAAAUCUGAAAAUGGUUUACAUGGGUUACAAAGAACACUACUGAAAAAGCUUUUGGGCGUAGAUAUGGAUAUAGAAGAUGCUGAUUGGGGAGUUUGCAUCAUAAAGAAAAGGUUGCAUUGCAAAAAGAUUCUUCUUAUUCUUGAUGAUGUAAAUGAUUUAAAGCAAUUGGAGAAGUUAGCUGGGGGACAUAAUUGGUUUGGUCCAGGUAGUAGGAUUAUCAUAACAACAAGAAAUAAGAGCUUGCUUGAGGCACGUGGUGUAAAGGAAAUAUAUGAGUUUAAAGAAUUGAAUGAUGGCGAAGCUCUUGAACUUUUUAGUUUGAAAGCUUUUGGGAAAGGCCAUCCUGAUGUUGAUUAUAUGGAGCUGUCCCAAGAUUUUGUAAGGUAUUCUCAAGGCCUUCCUUUAGCCCUUGAGCUUUUGGGUAGCCCUUUGUUUAAAAAAAAUAAAGGUUUCUGGAAAUGUUUUUUAGACAGAGUAAAAAAAUCUCCAGAAAGUGGUAUUAACAAAGUACUUAAAAUUAGUUAUGAGGAACUAGAGCCAUUGGAAAAAGAAAUUUUCCUCAAUAUUUCAUGUUUUUUUUGUGGCAAUGAUCAAGAUUGUGUCUUUAAAAUAUUAGAUUAUCUUGAACUUGUCCCUGCAUAUGGAUUAGAGGUUCUUAAAGGUAAAGCUCUCAUCAAAUUGCAAGACAAUCAAUUAUGGAUGCAUGAUUUACUCAAAGAAAUGGGUCGGAAUAUAGUUUUUCAAGAGUCUGACAUUCCUUUGAGGCGUAGUAGAUUGUGGUUGUAUACAGACAUUGAAGAAGCGCUAGGAAGAAAUGAGGAAACAGAAGAAAUUAAAGGCAUAGUCCUACAGUUAUUCAACCCAAAAGUGGCACAUUGGAAUCUUGAAUCCUUUUCAAAGAUGCAUUGUUUGAAAACCCUCAUAAUUGAUAAUGUCGACCUCAAGAAUGAUCUCAAAUAUCUUCCUAGCGGCUUAAGAUUUCUUGAUUGGAGUGGGUACCCUUCAAAAUUGUUUCCAUCAAGUUUCAGAGCCAAGUCUUUUGAAAGGUUGAAAGCCAUCCAAUUGAACAAGUCUCCGAAACUUAUUAAAACCCCUGACUUCACUGAUUUCCCUGUUCUUGAGGAAUUGGAACUUAAGGAUUGUAUAAAUUUACUUGCCUUGCACCCAUCAAUUGGUGUUCAUAAAAAGCUCAUUCUUCUUAAUCUAAAAGGUUGCAAAAACCUCAAAAGCCUUCCAAGAAUGCUUGAAAUGGAGUCUCUUGAGAUUCUUAUUCUUUCUGAAUGCUCAAAAGUAAAAAGUAUUCCAGAAUUUGGGGAAAAUAUGAAAAGUGCAUCAGAGUUUUACUUAGAUGGCACUGCUAUUACAAAAUUGCCCACAUCAAUUGGGAAUUUGACGGGUCUUGUUUUAUUGAAUGUAAAAGAUUGCAAAAACCUCAUGACUCUUCCUAGCACCUUUUUAAAUCUCAAUUCUCUUGAAAAACUGAAUUUUUCUGGAUGCUCAAAACUACUAAAGAUCUUGGGGGCUACUGAAAGUUUAGAGGGGUUUUAUGAGACUGGGAUGGUUAAAAAACUAUUUAACCGUGGAGUUAAGCAACUAUUUAACCGUGGAGUUAAGCGAAAACGUACCAAUCCCUUGGAUUUGUCAAUUACUUCUCUAUCCAGUUUGUGUUCUUUGAGCAAAUUGGAGACAUUGGAUUCAAGUUAUUGCAAUCUCAAUGCAAUCCCCAAUGCUAUUGGUUGCUUCUCCACUUUAAAAUUUUUAAUUCUAAGCGGAAAUAAUUUUGGUUCCUUCAUGCAAGGAAGUCCCGAUCCCUUAGAGAUGUUAUUGACUUCUCUAUCGGAGGGUUCGUGUUCUUUGAACAAAUUGGAUCUAAGUUAUUGCAAUCUCAAUGGUUUAUCCGAUAGAAUUGGUUGCCUUCCCAGUCUAAAAGAAUUAAUUCUAAGUGGAAAUAAGUUUGGUUACCUCCCGGAAAGCAUCGCUCAACUAAUUAAUCUGUUAUCUUUGCACCUGAAAGAUUGCCCGAGUCUCCGAUCAUUACCAAUGCUUCCUCAGAUGGAGAGCAUGCCUUCACUAUUUUCAGUUCUAGAGAGUUCUGGUAUUUUUAAACCAGAUUGUCCUGAUAUUUUGGGAGUUGGAGAUUAUACGUCAAUUGUCCAUAUGAUGAAAGAAUCUUGGAUGGCACUUACAAUCCACAAGUGCUUCUUUGCAAGUAUAUACAGGCGCAGCCUCAGUGCUCAAGACGUACGCCACACAAAUGCUUUUGGAAGUGAAAUUCCGGAGUGGUUUGAGCUUCAAAAUAUAGGGGCUGAAAUUAAUAUUAAAGUACCUUCUCAUUUGUGCGAUGAGUUGGCGGGAAUUGCUAGUUGCGGAUUUAUCAGAUCAUCUUUCCUAACCCAUUUUCCGGGCAUAUGUAAAAGAUAUGUUGGGAAUGGAUUCACUAAGUUUGGCAUUAGAUAUCGAGCCCAUGGUUCAGGCAUGGAGGUGAAGGAAUGCGGAAUUCAUUUGUUGUACCAGAAAGAUGUUGAAAGUUUCCAAGAAAAUCGCAAUCGAAUUAAGGCCGAGAGAAAGAAGAAAGCCAUUGAAGAAACCCGGGCUGAGAGAUAUGAGAGAAGAAAGGAACAGAGGGAAAAAGACAUUGCUGAAAUCAAACGACUUAGGGCUGAGAGUCAGAGAAGCAACAACAGCAUCAUUCUUUAUGAGGGCUCGGAUGAUUGUGAUGGGGCUGGACCUAGUGGAGAGGGAAGCUCUAAUGAUGUACCACACCCAAAGCAGAUUGAAAGGCUCCCAGAAUUGGCCCAUGGUGACUCUGAUUCUGAGGGAUCACUUGAGUACUUCGACUGGGGUGCAUCUAGCGAGAGUGACCUUGAAGAAAGCCCGGCUGAGAGAACUGAGAGAGAAGAUAAAGAGUGGGAAGAAGACAUUGCUGAAAUCAAACGGCUUAUGGCUAAGAGACAGAAGCAACAACAGCAUCAUUCCUUAUGA
This is a messenger RNA of Quercus robur (English oak), 3965 nucleotides long. Its product is annotated as disease resistance protein RUN1-like. NCBI's taxonomy places the organism in Eukaryota, Viridiplantae, Streptophyta, Magnoliopsida, Fagales, Fagaceae. The transcript is spliced from 6 exons. Gene Ontology annotation, biological process: defense response; signal transduction. The coding region runs from base 204 to 3965 and encodes 1253 amino acids. The record is from RefSeq and is a predicted model, not a curated record. Gene Ontology annotation, molecular function: ADP binding.